AAAAAAAACAAUCAACUAAAAAUGGUUAGUUUCGAGGAAGCUUGCGAGUUGGCAAAGAAUUUCACAAAGAAGCCCAGCGAUUCGGAAUUCUUAGAGUUCUACGGUCUCUUCAAACAGGCCACCGUUGGCGAUGUAAACGUUGAUAAGCCAGGCAUUUUGGAUUUGAAAAAGAAGGCAAUGUGGGAGGCAUGGAGCGCACGCAAGGGACUUUCGCAAGAAGCCGCCAAGGAAGCGUACAUUAAGGUUUACGAAAAAUAUGCGCCCACAUAUGCUUAG
Molecule: messenger RNA, 276 nt
Organism: Rhagoletis zephyria (snowberry fruit fly)
Lineage: Eukaryota; Metazoa; Arthropoda; Insecta; Diptera; Tephritidae
Product: acyl-CoA-binding protein homolog
Biological process (GO): fatty acid metabolic process
Molecular function (GO): fatty-acyl-CoA binding
Source: RefSeq, a predicted model, not a curated record